This is a messenger RNA of Eucalyptus grandis, 396 nucleotides long. RefSeq names its product glutaredoxin-C9-like. Bases 1 to 396 code for a protein of 131 amino acids. The record is from RefSeq and is a predicted model, not a curated record. NCBI's taxonomy places the organism in Eukaryota, Viridiplantae, Streptophyta, Magnoliopsida, Myrtales, Myrtaceae. The transcript has a single exon.
AUGGAAGCUGCAGCAAUCCCAGCGAGCGACGGCGUGAUGCCGAGCAAGCCCGGGAGCUCCUACGAGGCGGUGAGGCGCCUCGCCUCCAGCAGCGCGGUGGUGCUCUUCAGCAUGAGCGACUGCUGCAUGUGCACCGUGGCCAAGACCCUCCUCUUCGGCCUCGGCGUCGGCCCCACUGUGAUCGAGCUCGACAAGCUCGACGGCGGCGGCCAUGACAUCCACGCCGUCCUGCGCCAGCUCGCCCCCGGUGGUGGCGGCGCCCUCCACGACUGGCAGGCUCUCCCGGCGGUCUUCGUAGGCGGCAAGUUCCUGGGCGGGCUCGAAACCCUCAUGGCCCGCCACAUCAAUGGCACGCUGGUCCCGCUCCUCAAGGACUCCGGCGCCCUCUGGCUGUGA